Molecule: messenger RNA, 1070 nt
Organism: Setaria italica (foxtail millet)
Lineage: Eukaryota; Viridiplantae; Streptophyta; Magnoliopsida; Poales; Poaceae
Product: glutathione transferase GST 23
Exons: 2
Coding region: 75-800 (241 amino acids)
Biological process (GO): glutathione metabolic process
Cellular component (GO): cytoplasm
Molecular function (GO): glutathione transferase activity
Source: RefSeq, a predicted model, not a curated record
CGCUCUCGCCAAGCUUAAGACACAAAACCCCACGACGAGCUAUCGAGGCAGCAAAUAAGACAUCUGAUCAGGAGAUGUCGUCGUCGUCGCAGAAGCCAGCACAGGAGGCGGCGCCGGUGAAGCUCAUCACGGCGUUCGGAAGCCCGUUCGCGCACCGCGUGGAGGUGGCGCUCGCGCUCAAGGGCGUGCCGUACGAGCUGGUCGUUGAGGACCUGGCCAACAAGAGCGCGCUGCUGCUCGCGCACAACCCCGUCCACCGCUCGGUCCCCGUCCUCAUCCACGGCGGCCGCGCGGUCUGCGAGUCCCUCGUCAUCGUCGAGUACGUCGACGAGGCGUUCCACGGCGGGGCGGCUCCGCGGAUCCUCCCCACCGACCCCUACGACCGCGCCACCGCCCGCUUCUGGGCCCAGUUCAUCGCCGACAAGUGCUUGAAGCCGCUGUGGCUGUCGAUGUGGGCGGACGGCGAGGCGCAGGCGCGGUUCACGAGGGAGACGAAGGAGAGCCUGGCGAUCCUUGACGCGCGGCUCGAUGGCAAGAGGUUCUUCGGCGGCGACGCCCUCGGCUUCGUCGACCUCGCCGCCUGCACACUGGCGCACUGGCUCGACGUGCUGGAGGAGGUGGCCGGGGUGCGCCUCGUCGGGGAUGGCGAGUACCCGGCUCUCCGCCGGUGGGCCAAGGAGUACACCUCCGACGAGACAGUGAAGAGGUUCCUGCCGGACAGGGAGGAGCUCGUCGCCUUCUUCGCCGCUAACAAGGAGAGGUACACGUCCAUGGUCAGGGCAGCGCUGCAGCAGCAGUAGCUCUACCUCCACUCCAUCCUGCUCGUUGGAUACUUGUAUUCACGGAUCGUAUUGCAUACGUGUGAUGUAUCAAUUUCCAGUACUCCACUUUGUUUCUUUUUUCGAACAAUUACUCCACUUUGUUAUGCUGAAUUUUGUUUUUGUUGUAUGGAGAGUCAGGUUUGAGCCUUUUGUAUUGUGUGUGGAGAAUGGUUGGGACACUAAACGCUUACGAAUAGUGCACUGAUUAGUGAUUGAGCAGAAAUAAACGCAUUUUACCAUCUCCCCCAA